Henningerozyma blattae CBS 6284 is the source of this 2739-nucleotide messenger RNA. It is a transcript of the gene FOX2, whose product is annotated as bifunctional hydroxyacyl-CoA dehydrogenase/enoyl-CoA hydratase FOX2. The record is from RefSeq and is a predicted model, not a curated record. Gene Ontology annotation, molecular function: oxidoreductase activity. Bases 1 to 2739 code for a protein of 912 amino acids. The transcript has a single exon. Lineage: Eukaryota; Fungi; Ascomycota; Saccharomycetes; Saccharomycetales; Saccharomycetaceae.
AUGGUAAACGAUAAAAAACUAUUAUUCAAAGAUCGUGUUGUAGUGAUCACUGGUGGUGGUGGUGGUCUAGGUAAAGUCUAUGCAAUUGAAUUUGCCAAGAGGGGUGCUAAAGUUGUUGUCAAUGAUUUAGGUGGAUCUGUAGAAGGAUCCGGUAAAAAAUCUGCAUCUCCAGCCGAUGUUGUUGUUAAAGAGAUUGUAGAUAAGUAUAGAGGAACUGCUGUUGCCAAUUACAAUUCAGUCACUACAGAAGGUAAAGAAAUCAUUCAAACUGCAAUUAAAAAUUAUGGUAGAGUGGAUAUUUUGAUUAAUAAUGCCGGUAUUUUAAGAGAUGUUUCGUUUGCAAGGAUGAGCCCAGAACAAUUUAAUUCAGUCAUUGAUGUACAUUUGAACGGUGCUUAUCAAUUAACAAAGGCUGCUUGGCCAUAUAUGAGAGACCAACGGUAUGGUAGAAUCAUUAACACUGCUUCUCCAGCUGGGCUAUACGGUAAUUAUGGACAAGCUAAUUAUUCUGCAGCCAAAUUAGGACUUGUAGGAUUGGGUGAAACUUUGGCUAAAGAAGGUUAUAAGUACAACAUUACUGUCAAUUCAAUUGCUCCAUUAGCAAGAUCAAGAAUGACUGAAGGUGUCAUUCCACCACAUAUCCUACAACAACUAGGACCAGAAAAGAUUGCUCCUUUAGUCUUAUAUUUGACACAUGAAUCUACUAAAAUAACCAACUCAAUUUUUGAACUGGCUGCAGGGUAUUUUGGUCAGAUUAGAUGGGAAAGAUCAUCAGGCCAAAUAUUCAACCCUAACUCAGAGACUUUCACCCCAGAAGCAGUCUUACACAGAUGGAGUAGUGUGGUAGAUUUUAAGCAUGACAAACCUUUUAAAGGUGUUGAACAUCCAAAUCAAUUAGCAGAUUAUAAUAAAUUAAUUACAGCAGCAAAGCAAUUACCAGAUUCGAACCCACAAGGCCCUGUAAAUAUUAAUUCACUAAAGGGCAAAAUUGUAAUUGUUACAGGUGCUGGCAGCGGUCUUGGUAGAUCUCAUGCCUUGUGGUUUGCAAGAUACGGCUCUAAAGUGGUUGUUAAUGAUUUGAGUGAUCCACAAUGUGUAGUCGACGAAAUCAAUUCAUUGUAUGGUAAAGGUGAAAUUGUAGCAAUCAAAGAUAUUCAUAAUGUUGUUACGGAAUCUAAAGAGAUUAUUGAAACUGCCUUACAAAAAUUUGGCCGUGUAGAUGUCUUAGUUAAUAAUGCAGGUAUUUUAAGAGACAGAAGUUUCUUAAAAAUGUCCGAUGCUGAAUGGGACAUGGUAUUGAAAGUCCAUUUGUAUUCAACUUUCAACAUGUGUAAAGCUGUUUGGCCUGUAUUUUUAAAACAACAUUCAGGUUUCAUUUUAAAUACUACUUCUACCUCGGGUAUUUAUGGUAAUUUUGGUCAAGCAAAUUAUGCGGCUGCUAAGGCUGCAAUCUUGGGGUUUUCAAGAACUUUAGCCAUUGAAGGUUUAAAGAAAAAUAUUAUUGUUAAUGCCAUUGCUCCACAUGCAGAAACUGCUAUGACAAAAACAAUUUUCUCUGAAAAGGAAUUGGCAAACCAUUUUGAUCCUUCUCAAGUGUCUCCAUUUGUUGUAUUAUUAUGCUCUAAAGAAUUACAAAAAAAACAGGAGUCUGGAAAGUUAGUCACAGGCCAAUUAUUUGAAGUUGGUGGAGGGUGGUGUGGUCAAACAAGAUGGCAAAGAAGUCCUGGAUUUGUAAGUCUGAGUGAACAAAUUACCCCAGAAAUUAUCAGAGACAAUUUUUCUAAAAUUACGGAUUUCCCAGCACCUACAAGUACUCAUCCAAAUUCUACACAAGAAUCUUCAAUGUCAAUUUUACAAUCUGUACAAAAUGCACAAUAUAAAGCCAAUUCUGAUUUAAUUUUUGAUUAUAAUUAUAAAGAUUGUAUUUUAUACAACUUGGGAAUAGGCUGUGAUACCUCUCAAAUGAAAUAUGUCUAUGAAAAUGAUCCUGAAUUUCAAGUUCUACCAACAUUUGGUGUAGUUCCUUCAUUGAACUCAUCAGGGCAGUUAGGCUUGGAUAAAUUAGUGGAUAACUUUAAUUAUUCAAUGCUAUUACAUGGUGAACAAUAUCUACAUUUAUUCCAAUCACCAAUGAAAACUUCAGCUAGAUUGAGAACUGUAGCCAAGCCAGUUCAAGUGAUUGAAAAAGCACAUAAGGCUGCAAUUGUUGUUGGAGGAUUUAAAACAUACGAUGUAGAUACGAACGAAUUAGUGGCAUAUAAUGAAGGAACAUACUUUAUCAGAGGUGCUUCUGUUCCUGAGGGAAAGGUAAUUCCAGGUACCAAUAGACCAUCGUUUGCAAUCCAACAGUUCGUUGCUCCUGUGGAUAAAAGCCCAGAUUAUGAAUUUGAAGUCGUCACUGAUGAAAACCAAGCUCUAAUAUACCGUCUAUCUGGAGAUUUUAAUCCAUUACAUAUAGACUCAAAAUUAGCCAAGGCUGUUAAAUUCCCGAAACCAAUUUUACAUGGCCUAUGUACGUUGGGUAUAUCAUGUAAGGUUUUACUGGAGAAGUUUGGUGCUUUUUCUGAAUUAAAAGUAAGAUUUACUAAUGUUGUUUUCCCAGGUGAUAAGUUAAAAGUUAGAGCAUGGAAAGUGAGAAGUAGAAUUGUUAUUUUCCAAACAAUUGAUGUUAGCCGUGGUGGAAUUGUGGUACUAGAUAACGCUGCAAUAAAACUUUCAGAGCCAGAAUCAAAAUUAUAA